This is a messenger RNA of Trichechus manatus latirostris (Florida manatee), 1542 nucleotides long. It is a transcript of the gene LTO1, whose product is annotated as LTO1 maturation factor of ABCE1. Bases 93 to 506 code for a protein of 137 amino acids. Lineage: Eukaryota; Metazoa; Chordata; Mammalia; Sirenia; Trichechidae. The record is from RefSeq and is a predicted model, not a curated record. The transcript has 5 exons.
AAGCGUAGCGGUUGUUGCUGAGCCCCGCGUGUAGGCGACAGCAGAGCAGGGUGACAGGAGCCCAAAGGGCAGGGGCAGGUCGCGAGGCCGCUAUGGCUGGGAGUCAGGAUAUGUUCGACGCCAUCGUGAUGGCGGAUGAGAGGUUUCACGGGCAAGGCUAUCAGGAAGGUUACGAAGAAGGCAGUAGUUUGGGUAUAAUUGAAGGAAGACAGCAUGGUGCACUUCACGGAGCCAAAAUCGGAUCUGAGAUUGGGUGCUAUCAAGGUUUUGCCUUUGCAUGGAAAUAUCUUUUGCUCAGUUACACCACCAAGAAAGACAGCAAAAAGAUGAAGGUCUUAGAAUCGUUGAUUGGAAUGAUUCAGAAAUUCCCUUAUGACGACCCUACUUACGAUAAACUCCAUGAAGACUUAGACAAAAUUAGAGGGAAGUUUAAACAGCUUUGUUCAUUACUAAAUGUUCAGCCGGACUUUAAAAUUAGCACGGAAGGUUCUGGACUCUCAUUUUGAGGAUGACAGAUGAACAAAGACGAAACUGGGGAGUCGCUGUGGCCUUACUGAGCCCCCCUGUGUGUCAGGCCCUGUGGCACAUGCCUCUGCCCAGGCUUGACUUAGUCACUUCAGGGGCCCACUCAACAAACGAGGAGGCUGAGACGCAGGGGGAUCGGCUGGUGCAGAGCUUGAUUUCCCAUGUCCAGACCAGGGUGAUAACGCCGCCGCCUCUGGGACAAUGCACAGGCCGGCACGGCACGCAUUCCAGAUGGCACUGGGGAGAGUCUGGUUCCUGCUGUGCUUGGUGGCGCUCACGGGAGUCCAGUGCGGCCAGUUAUUUGGACAUCGCUGAGAGGACGAGGCCAGCCUGGCCCGAGGGAGCCUGCAGCAGCCCUUCACACCUGUCCUUUAAAACACGGUCAAGCCCGAGACUACUGCCCUGAGAGGAUCUUUAAACCUUAAACCAAAAAUACCCUCUGAAGUCAUCUUAAAACCAAACAGUAGUUUAGCUUAACUAGUAAAGAAUGACUGCCUUGAGCAUUAUGUUGUUUUGAGAUCUAUAUGGGAUCAGGUUGACAACAGCAGCUCGAAAGGUUAGAUGGGAACCUCAGAGGGCAGUGAGUGUGUGUUCCUGGGGGAGGAAUAGCUUGGAAAAGGAGGGUGAGAAUUGUUGCACAAACAGAGAAAUGUGAUCAGUGUCACUGAAUUGUACAUGUCGGAAUUGUUGAAUUGGUGUAUGUUCUGCUGUGUGUAUUCUCAACAACAACCACGAAUUUAAAAAAAAAGAACGUGGCUAAGGGAGAAAGAUUUUGAGUCCAAGACUGAAUGUUAGGUGCUGUUGCAAGGCAGAAGCUCUUGGGUUUGGGACCCUGGCUUCUCCCUUUCUAUGAGCGCUCUUGUGUUUGUAUUGAAAGGCACCUGUCUGCAGUGAGGGACAGGUGAGCUGGACGGUUUGCUCCACCCUCCACGAGUUCAGGGGCCAUCCCCAGGGCCACCUGCUACUCUGCGCAUGGCCCUCCUCGCCUCUCCCGUCCGAGAGCCUGUCUGAAAGCAC